Molecule: messenger RNA, 2970 nt
Organism: Fopius arisanus
Lineage: Eukaryota; Metazoa; Arthropoda; Insecta; Hymenoptera; Braconidae
Gene: dy
Exons: 3
Coding region: 244-1944 (566 amino acids)
Source: RefSeq, a predicted model, not a curated record
GCGUGCACGCAUCAUCAUCGGGGGUUCCACCUGAUUCACCAUCAAUCCAUCUCAACACUUAGUGCUAGCUAAUCCCCGAAUUCUGUGCUCCUGUGCUCAUCACCCAUUCGAGUCCUUCAAGUUGUUUUCUCCGGGAAUUUUUCGUCGGUGAUACAGUGCCACGUGAAAAUCAAUCAAUCAGUGAAGUGACCGGCAAUUAAAUCCUGGAGAUCAACCCGCACAGGACUUGGAGAUUAACAGUUGAUGGUGAACGUUGGAAUGCGGUUGUACAGCCUGAUUUUGGUCCAUCUCCUGCUUGGAGGGGUAAUUCGAGCUGAGGAGGUGGAGGUGAUAGAGGCAAUAUCGGGGGAUGAGAAUCGAAAUGAGAAUUCUGCCUUGAGCCGCCCGGAGAGUGACUCCAGUGCCUCCGAUCAGCUGGCACUGGAGUCAAUGGGUGACAAGGAUAAUCCUCCAGGUGGUUCCGGGCAGUAUGGAAAAAAUGGCUUGCGGGGGCAUCAAUUGGCGCUGCCACCGCGGUUGAAUCUUGGUCCGUCGCACCAGAGUGUUGCCUACCACGGACCACCACCGCCGCUGCCCGGGAAAGGAUCUGGACAGACGGAGGCGAUGGACAAGAUCUUCACAACUGGCAGUGGCUCAGACCUGUGGCCAGCCACUGCUCCCGACAUGCCAAAAAUUAUAUCUCUGGAUGUGAAAUGUGAGAAAAAUCUCAUGAAGGUCUAUCUCGAGUUCGACAAGCCCUUCUACGGGAUCGUCUUCAGCAAGGGCCACUUCAGCAACAUCAAUUGCAUGUAUCUGCCGGCGGGCCUGGGGAGGACCUCCGUGAACUUUGAGAUUGGAAUUCACGCGUGCGGCACAUCCGGCAAUACCGAGAACGGAUUGUACGGUUAUGGGGCUGAGUCGGGAUCGGGAACCUACUUCGAGAACAUCAUAGUCAUUCAGUACGAUCCCCAGGUCCAGGAGGUGUGGGAUCAGGCGCGGAAGUUGCGCUGCACCUGGCACGACCUCUACGAGAAAUCGGUGACGUUCAGGCCCUUCCCCGUGGAUAUGUUGGACGUUGUCCGGGCGGAUUUUGCUGGGGACAACGUCGGCUGCUGGAUGCAGAUCCAGGUGGGAAAGGGACCCUGGGCCUCCGAAGUCUCUGGCCUCGUCAAAAUUGGACAGACCAUGACCAUGGUCCUCGCGAUAAAGGACGAUGAGUCCAAAUUCGAUAUGCUCGUUAGAAAUUGCAUGGCUCACGACGGCAAACGCGCACCCAUUCAAUUAGUCGACCAGAAGGGCUGCAUCACCAGACCCAAACUCAUGUCCAGGUUCACGAAGAUCAAGAAUUUUGGGGCUAGUGCAUCGGUUCUGUCGUACGCACACUUCCAGGCAUUUAAAUUCCCGGAUUCGAUGGAAGUGCACUUCCAGUGCACAAUCCAGAUAUGCAGGUAUCACUGCCCGGAUCAGUGCUCUGAGGGUGGGGGAAUUGAGGGUCCAGGAUUCCUGGAGGGUCAUCCUGACGUAGGCUAUGGGCUGCCACCGCCCCUGCCUCUUGAUGCGUAUUUACAGGCGAUCGGACCUGGCGGGCCUCGGGACGAGCGCAGGAGGAAGUCCAGAGACCUGGGGAAACCAUCUCUUCAAAAUAUCGGAGUUAAUAGGGUCAUCCGAGUCGUAUCCACUGGAGAUUUGACAUUCGCUAUUGACGAGAGCAAGGAGGAACCCAGUCCGGACACCACUUUGGUCUUUCCAGUCCGGGAAUCCGCUCCAGGGUCUACCAUGAUCUGCAUGACCACUCCAGGAUUCGCUUUCACUCUCAUUGUCCUUCUCGCUGUUCUGCUAAUCUCUUGUGUACUCUCUGCCUACCUCUGGAUUCGGCUAAGGCCGUUCGCCAGGAACAAGGGAUUGUCCGCUAGGUUCACGGCCCAACCCAAACAGCAGCAGACUAAAAUGUGCUUUUACUCAUAGCUUUGAGGGCUUCCCAACGGAUUUUUCUUGUUACCGGGGACACUGGGGAUGUGCGUAUGAAAUAUUUUGUUCUUGGUUCUUGAAUACGUGGAUACAACGGUCUCUUUAUUGUUGGAGUAUUGACAAAACGCGGCGAAAAUUGUUCUAAUUCUUAUGAUAAAUCUAGAAGAUUCUAGAUAAUUCGUGAAAAUUCCAGGAAAAUUUGUGACAUUUAUUGAUUUUUUUUAAAAUACACAAAGAAGUUUGUGAUUUCGUGGGAAAAAUAUUUGAUCGGGGUUUUCUUCAAAAAUAUGAGAAAUCCGACGAUAAAAAAAAAUAAUAAUAAGGGCAUAGUAUCCACGUAAAAUAACGGAUGUUUCACAGAUGCGGCAACCUGUUUUUUUUUUUUUUUUUGGUAGAUAUUCAGUGUCUACCGUUUCUGGGUUUCGAUGGAUGGGUUUUCUAAUCACUAGUCUGACGGUGCGCUCGGCGCACCUCUAUGACAUGGGAAUAGCAAAUGAGCGGGAAAAACUUUCGAGAUAUUUCGAGAUGAUGAGAAAAAAGAAUGUUUUUAUGAUAAUAAAAAAUUGUUCUGCAGGUAAAGGUCGACGAAACAGGCAUUGAAUAUUAAAAAUAGUUGUAUGAUUAAAAUAUGAAUACCAUUGACACAGGACAUUUUCGUAGGAACAAUGGUUUAUGUCGAUGAGAAGAUUCAUUCUACCUCUUUUCGGUGGGAAAGCCUCCUCGAUCGUGACGUACGUACCGGAGGCUAAACAAUUUGUAAGUUGAUGUGUGUCUCUAGAUUAUCAAUGACAUUGUACCAUUGAUAUUCUCCAGACAUGUGUGCACAUAGGGGCAUUGUGCAGAUAACUGUCAUAUGAUGGGGUCAGUGAGCCGAUUCACAUGAUGACUACAAUAAAUAAGUCAAUUCGAUGUUGACAGUCGCGCGAUGCAUUUAGGAUCAGUCCUAGCGAUGUACUUGAAUUUUAACAAAUUAUUUAAACAAUGCCUACACCUCCUUCCUCUAAAAUUUUCAUUUUUUUUUAU